Ixodes scapularis (black-legged tick) is the source of this 501-nucleotide messenger RNA. RefSeq lists its product as uncharacterized. The transcript is spliced from 4 exons. The coding region runs from base 1 to 501 and encodes 166 amino acids. Gene Ontology annotation, cellular component: synaptonemal complex. The record is from RefSeq and is a predicted model, not a curated record. Gene Ontology annotation, biological process: spermatid development; meiotic cell cycle. NCBI's taxonomy places the organism in Eukaryota, Metazoa, Arthropoda, Arachnida, Ixodida, Ixodidae.
AUGUCCAAGAUUCUCGACAGUUUUGGCAACGACGUCGCCAAAUCACUGCGUGCCAAGAAACGACGACUUCGGAAACGCCUUCGCACAUCAACCAAAGCUAUUACAAAUAAGAUGUCGGGCUUGGAUGAAUCCUUGCUAGCCGAACGGCACAGAGUUACCGAAGAGUUUAAGAAACAAGUUACCUUCAUCACCGAACAAAUUGAAAACGACAUCCAAAAAGUGAAGAAGUCGGAAGAGAAGAUUACGAAAGCCCUUGUGCAAUACCAGAAGCGUCACCAGCAGCUCAUAGAAUGCAGUACCAUGAAGUUCAUGGUUUUGAGGUCAUUCUGGACUACCUACUCUGACGCAGCUAAAAAGAUGGAUGCCGAGCAGACAGCUCAACAGCAGAAACUCAACUCGGAAGUCGAGGACGAAAUCCUCGGCCUCCAGAAGAUUCUCACCGACGCUCAAGAGCACGAGAUAGUCAAGAUGCGCAGCAACCUGCAGAACAUCCUGAUGUAG